Messenger RNA from Anopheles coustani, 3486 nucleotides. RefSeq names its product transcription factor TFIIIB component B'' homolog (gene Bdp1). The coding region runs from base 343 to 3288 and encodes 981 amino acids. The record is from RefSeq and is a predicted model, not a curated record. NCBI's taxonomy places the organism in Eukaryota, Metazoa, Arthropoda, Insecta, Diptera, Culicidae. The transcript has 5 exons. Gene Ontology annotation, molecular function: TFIIIC-class transcription factor complex binding. Gene Ontology annotation, biological process: RNA polymerase III preinitiation complex assembly. Gene Ontology annotation, cellular component: transcription factor TFIIIB complex.
UUUACUUGUAGUUUCGUAAAGCACACUUAACUUUCUUAUUGCGAGCCAACUUCAUAACAACAAUCUUUACUUCUACACCAUAUCGAUGAAUACUGGGAAUGGUGGCAAAGAAGCGUUAAUAGUACUAGUUUUUUGCUAUCAUGUUUACAUCUACGACGCAUCGAACGCGUGUGCAUUCGCCUAAGCGUGACGUACAGUUAGUGCAAAGUUGAAGAACAGUAUUAAGACACCUGUUCCGUGAAGUAAAUGAAGCAUUCGGUUCUAAACCUCCGUAAGGCAGUAGAAAAUUAACUCAACGCUAACCCUCUCUGCAUUGGUGUCUGCAAGCCGAAGCUAUGCACGAUGUCUUCCCGUCGACCGCGAGUGAAGAUAGCUGCCAAUCUCAGCAUACGCAGGGCACCAAAGGCGCAGAGUGCCGGCGAGCAACAGAAAUUACCUGAGGUUGAUGAAGUUACGCCGUACGUAAAAGAUACGUCUCUUGCUUUGACCGAACCGAAUGAAGACUUUCCGGUUGAAAAUGUGCCUGUCGAAACAGCUCCCAAAGCGGACGAAGUGGUCCCCGCUCCGGAAAAGCAGGAUGAACAACACUUCAAGCUACCAAAACCGGUAGAUGAAUUGCCCAGGCACGUUGCCCCUAUAACCCAAGGAGUCGAUGCAGCCCAUAUUUCCAGUCAAAAUAUCCCCACUACCAAUAUCAUCAUCAACAACAACAAUGAGGAACCUAUGUCACCAAGAAAACAGGAGGCUCGUUUCGGAUAUCCCUUUUCACUGUCCCGCAAAAGAAACCGCACCGAAUCGCUUACCUCGAACAAAUCACUCCCAGAGGGUAUUACGGUGAACAAGGUUGCCCGCAAGAUUGCAACCAAGCAGGAAGAAUCCCAACGAACGCUGGAGAACAAAAAAGAAAUACGCAAACGGCUCAUUAACAUCGAUAAUGUGAAAAAACAGAACCUCACCAUGUUUGACAUGAUCUACUACAACCCGGUAAACAAUCCCAUGCAAACACCGGUGUUGGGUACGCGCAGUGGUUCAUCGGAGAAUGGUCAGAAAGUGCCGGAUGGCAGAAAGAGCCGCAGCGUGAGCAAAUCGAGAUCUCCAACCCCUUUGCCGGCACCGCCACCGGCAGCUGUGCCGAAAGUAGCAGUACAGUUAACGCCUCAAUUGAAGCUAGGCCCGAACGGAGAAAUGAUACUGGACGAGGCAAGUCUGGUGAUAGAGAACGAACGGGAAAAGGAAAUACGUGACGCGCUGGCCAGUAAGGAUAUCGUGUACCAGGACGAGUUCAGCGGUAACCAUGGCUAUUACAGUCGCAUCAAAAGGACAAAAGAUUGGACCGAUGAAGAGACGAUUCGUUUUUACCGGUGCUUGCAUACCAUUGGGACGGAUUUUUCAAUGAUGAUCACCCUUUUUCCCUGCCGCACGAGGCGCGAUUUAAAGCUCAAGUUUAAAAAAGAGGAACGUCUUAACUUGUCGCUGGUUAACAAAGCUCUGCAGCAUCCGAAAGAGUUCAAUCUAGAGGAGCUAAAGCAACAAUUUGCCCAAGAGGACGAAGAGCAGGAGCGAAUAAGGCUGCAGUUAGAAGAAGAGACGCAAGAAAAACUACGCCAGGAAAAAAUGAAUAAGAAGGUGGUGUUAGAAAUUUCCAAGGCCCGCAAUCCAAAGAAACGUGUCUCCAAAUCUCAGCGUGCAAUGAUAGAAAAGGAGCUGGAGCAGAGCGAGUCGGAAGACAUUAGCCAAACGACCUCUAUUCCCAAGCAAAGGCGGCGUAAAAAGAGGAAGGAUGAUAUAAAACAAGACGAGAGCGCUACCAGUUUGGAAGCCUCUGUAAAUGUAGCUGAACCGCUUGAAUCAGAUCACACUGGAGAAAUCAGUUCCAGAAAUCAGUUUGAUAAGCAGGAAACCGCGUCGGCUACCGCUACUCGUAAGCGACGGACGGUAAACACAAAGGUUACAAAAGCUAAGCCGGAAAAGAAAUCGGCGAAUGUUUCGGAAGACGAGGAGCCCAACUUGUGUACAUCGAAGCCCAAUGAACUCCUCACGGUGCCAGACCCAGUUCCCUACAUUCCGAAUGGUAUGGUAGGCGAUACGUUGCCGUCAAGUCAACCUACAAGCGCUAGCGAGUUAAAUGAAGCGAACACUAUCGAUAUUGCCAUACCGACGAACACAGCUACAGUCGAUCGGCCAUCGAGUAAAACGCACGAAAAUCAGCUUCCGUUGGUAGAAGUUCCUCCGGAUACGCCAAUGGAACCAGUGCUUCAAACAUCACCUGUGAUAUUGUUGGAAAGUCUCGACACUGUGAACUGUCCGGGCGAACAGACAAGUUUGACCCAAGAGCUCGCACCUGUAGUGAUGAAAUACGAUGAUGGAAUCGGAGCCGACCUUGAGUACCUGCCUCUACCCGGGGCAAACGCACCAGUGGCAAGGAAGGUCCGCUUGGACGCCGAUACGGCUUAUGCAUUCGAUGACAACAGAGAAUCUUUGAUAGAGCUAGAACCGGCAACGGUAAUUUCCACUGUUGGCAGGAAGGCAGUAGCAGGUACUAAAAAAUCUAAGCAAUCGAACGAACUUAAUACUGUGGCCAACACAGCAGAAGCAGAGAGCGUCGGAGUCCAACAACCCGAUGAGUCGGUGUGCGAAAUACGGCAAAAAAUAGAAAAUGAUACCGAUCCAGCGCCAUCACAACAGCCGCUCCUCAAGCAACCAAUUGAUGACGACGAAUAUGUUGCUGCAAGUGAUGAUGGCCAGGAAGAUGAAUGCUAUGUCGCAGAUGAACCCAUCCCAGAAGAUGAUGAUUACUAUUCCCCCAAAGUGGAAGAGAAAGUGGAUAUUUCCAAGGAUGGGUAUCUGUGCGAGACGGUUGCGGAAAUGACCAUUGGAAAGGAGGAGAUUAGCGCAGGUGAACCUCUUCGGGGAAUCCCGAUAGAGGAAGUUGCUGGCCACUCUGGUACGUCGAAAGCGGAGGAACAGUAUGAAGAAGUGGACCUGACAGAGCUGGAUGUUGAUGACGCUGUUGUUGCCGAAGGUGAUAAUUCCCUCCCUGGUGGAACUGCUGCUGAGGAGGAGGAGGAGGAGGAUGGUGCAGGUGCUGGCUUUUCGCUCGAAGACAUUGACAUCAACUCGCUGGUGCUGGUGGAAAGUCAGGACGCAAGCGAACCAAACAAGACUAUCUACGAAAUUUACGUUAUAAAUCCCGAAACCGGCCAGUUAAGUGAGAAACCGCUCGAUGUACCUCCAGACGUGAUAGGGAACAUCCGUGCAAUCCUGGAAGCAGACGAUGGAGGGAGCUAGCGCCUAUUGGAAGUUUAGAAAAGAAGCAAGGAUUGUUUACCGGUGCAAAUACACUCAUCCCAGCCAAGCACCAUUAUCGCAUAACGGUUAUUUAAGAAGGUUUUUUUUUAGUAAUUUUGCUGCAUUUUGUUUUUUAAUUAUAAGAUAAAAGAAUUUUGCGAUCAAUAAUAUAAUUAUCAUUUUUCGUAUGAAAAUGUA